AUUUACUUUUUUUAGAAGUCUGACUGAGCUGAGCAGUCAUCAUGACGAGAACAUUCGAUAACAUCCACUGGCACUGGGCUUGUUUGUUCGUCAUCGCCACUUGCCAAAUUUCAUAUUCUGCAACUGAUGGUGCUACUGUUCAAGAUUCAUUCAGGCUGGCAGCAUACUAUUCGGACCAUAUGGUCCUGCAGAGAGGUCCUGAUCAUGCAGUUAUAUGGGGAUAUGCUGUCAAAGGUGCUCAGAUAACACUACUAUUCAAGGGUGUUAAAUACACCACAACAGCUACCACAGCUACUUUUACAAGCGAAGGGGUGUGGAAAGUGACCCUUGACCCCCAACCUCCAAGUGGUCCUUUCACCAUCCAGAUAACGUCAGACAAUCAAGGAGUUCAAGAAGUUAUUGCACUGGAAGAUGUUCUCUUUGGAGAUGUUUGGGUUUGCAGUGGACAAAGUAACAUGGCGUUUGAUGUCAAGUCUGCAUUCAAUGGGACCGAGGCUCUUAUUGAGUCAUACCAGUAUUCUCUUAUUCGAGUUCUUUCAGUGUUCGAGGUGGAGUCGACUGUGCCUUUGUAUGAUCUUCAAAGUGUUUAUAAACCAUGGUCUUUGCCCAAUCCAGUUUCUUUGGGAGGUCAGAAUGUCAACUUUGAGUUCUAUUUCUCUGCUGUAUGCUGGUUCUUUGGACGAGACCUUCAUGAUCACCUUAAGUAUCCUAUCGGUUUAAUUUCUACAAACUGGGGUGGUACCCCUGCAGAGGCGUGGUCACCUCCUGAGGUGCUAAGCAGCUGUAAUAUAUCAACACCAGAGAGACAAGAAGACAGUGAAAGGAUUGAUAAUCAAGUCAAAUUGAAUAAGUCUUCAUCCAGACCAGAAAAGACAUUCAAUGGAACAGAGUCUGUAGUCUCCCAACGUGUUGGUGGACCACAAGGUCAUAGUGUCCUUUGGAAUGCAAUGAUUCAUCCUCUCCUUAAUAUGAGCAUUAAAGGUGCUAUCUGGUACCAAGGAGAAGAUAAUGCAGUUCAUGACCCAUCAACGUACAACUGCUUGUUCCCUCAUAUGAUUAACAGCUGGAGAAAGGAGUGGUAUGCUAGUACUGGGGGAGUCAUGAAUCCACAAUUUCCUUUUGGUUUUGUCCAGCUCUGUAAUUCAGAAUAUCCCGGGAAUGCUAAUUUCACUGCUUUGCGUUGGCACCAGACAGCAGACUACGGCUACGUUCCUAAUCCACUCAUGCCUGAUGUCUUCAUGGCAGUUGCCAUUGAUUUACCUGAUCUCAAAUCACCCCAUGGACCUGUUCAUCCUCGUGACAAAGAGGAUGUGUCGGCUAGGCUACUACUAGGUGCUAGAGCAGUUGCUUAUGGGGAGAAUUAUACAACAUUCCAAGGCCCUUUCCCAAGCAACGUCUCGUAUAUCGCCUCAUCUUCUCUUUCAAUUCAGUUCAACGAUGGAAAAGCAAAACUCAAGAUGAACAACAAGGCUGGGUUUGAUGUUUGCUGUGCAUCAUCCUUCGCCGACUGUCCUCUUCAGGGUAACUCUUCCUGGGUAACCACUACCAUCAUGAGCCUCUAUCAGAAUGCUACCGUUGCGAUUGAAGACCCCUGUUCUGGUCCCCCAAUGGCCGUCAGGUACAUUUGGGCUGAUCUCCCCUGCGAGUUUAAAGACUGCCCUCUAUAUGAUGCCGUGAGUCAGCUGCCGGUUCCUCCGUUUUUCUUGCCUGUCAAGCAGCAAUCUGUGAAGAGGACACCAAAUAUUGUUUUCAAUUGAUGGGAUGUAAAGUAACACAAAACUAGCAACUGAUCAUACGAUUGAUUUUCUGAGUGAUU
Messenger RNA from Lytechinus variegatus (green sea urchin), 1816 nucleotides. Its product is annotated as sialate O-acetylesterase-like. The record is from RefSeq and is a predicted model, not a curated record. Gene Ontology annotation, biological process: carbohydrate metabolic process. NCBI's taxonomy places the organism in Eukaryota, Metazoa, Echinodermata, Echinoidea, Temnopleuroida, Toxopneustidae. The transcript is spliced from 10 exons. Bases 42 to 1757 code for a protein of 571 amino acids. Gene Ontology annotation, molecular function: sialate O-acetylesterase activity.